GGGUCUUCCAUUCUUUGGAGUCCUUGCAUGGGCACGUGGCUGCUAUCCUCCCCCCACCAAUCUGGAACUACGCCUCAUCGAAUGCAAAUAUUUAUUUUAUUUAUUUAUUUUAUUAUACUUGUAUACCGCCCCAUAGCCGAAGCUCUCUGGGCGGUUUACAGUAACUAAAACCAUUAAAACAAAUAAAAUUUAAACAGGUCUUACAAAAACAAUUUAAAAAACAAUUAAAAAGUUUAAACAGUAUAAAAUAGGGCUUACUUCUGAGUAAACCAUCCUUUGGCGACGUUGCUUGGAGAGUGCUUGCUGCAAUCCUAAUCCCCUAUUUAACCUGGAACGAAGCCCCAUCGAAAGUAAUACGGCUUAUUACUUCUGAGUAGACGUCCUGUGGCGGCUUUGGCUGCGAACACACCAUGCAUUUCAAGCACGUUUCUCCCUCUAAAGGAUAUUAGGAACUGUAGUUCAGCCCUCCCAGAGCUACAAUUCCCAGCACCCGGAGAAAAUGCUUUACGGCUGCAGUUCCCAAACGCACUUACAUGGGAGCAAGCCCCGUUGAAUUCGGUGUGCACCUUGAGCUCUUCUACCCCUUAUACAGAAUGAUGACUGAGGCAUUGAAAUUCAGGACUAUGAUAGCAGCUAAAGCUGUCAGGGGUGGAAGAGGCUGCUGUAAAGUAUGAGGCUGCCAGAGGGGCUGACUAGGUCCUUCCAGGCUCCUAGCACUGUCCGGAAAUUCACAAGCAGCCAAGUUUACCUGUUCAGAAACAGAGAGUCGGAUACAGAUGACUCAUCAUCAGAGGAGGAACUCGACAUCAUGGGAUUACGAGCGAGGGGGAAGGAGCAACAGAGGUGCAAUGCUGCCCGGGAGAAAGUGGGGGAUGUGGUUCUACUCGAGCGAGCAGUUGGAAAAGACGACAGUCUGAACAAACUGGCUCUACAGUAUGGAUGCAAAGUUGGAGAUAUCAAACGGGUCAACAACUUUAUUCAGGAGCAAGACUUGUACGCUCUAAAAUCUAUCAAGAUUCCAGUCAAAGUCAAUGGUGUGUUAACCGAGACCCAGGAAGAGUUCCUACCUCCCGAAAGAGCCAGUCUGUUAUCUACUGAACUGUCUGGGUCCAAAGAUGAAGUAGGUGGUGAGGACAUGGAACACAUUGAUCAGUAUUUCAGAGGGAUUGACCACAUUGUACAAGCAGCCCAGCUGGAGGCCUCUCCAAGCACAGACUAUUGCAUCGAAACACCAAACUGGUCAUCUCCAGGCAGGAAGGGGACCAGUAGCGGAGUGGACUGUGGGAUCCAGUGGUGGAACGCCGUCUUUGUGAUGCUCCUCGUAGGGAUAGUUUUGCCAGUGUUUUAUAUUGUCUACUUUAAAACCCAGCAGCUCACAGUGGCUGCCGCUACCUCCAACGCAACUGUUCCUGCCAACAGCUCAUUGGACGGGCUAACGAGGGGAACACUAGUCCAUCCUGCAGAGGGAGAACAUCCGAUCACCAGCCGCACCCCCAAAGGAGGAGACUUCAUUCCGCCAGGGGGAUAAACCCAUUUGCCAGCUCCAUCCACCCACCCCUGACGAAAAUGAAAGUGGAGGAAAGUGACUUUGUUGUUGAAAUAAUGUUCUGAACAAGUAGGCAAUGGAUCGGUGGCUUCUUAGGUGAUUAGAACCUAACUUGGAAAGGACACCAGGCAUGGACAGUGGCUGGUCAGUCACAAAAAGGGUGAAAGAUGGCUCAUUUUUAAACAGCAAAAGAGGGGUGAAAAGGAGUGGAGAACCACCACCCCAGUGCAGAAUGCCACCCCCAUCCCCUUUGUCUUCAGUCAAGCUCAGAUAUCAGAAGCAUGUUUAGAUGGGAAAACCGCACUCAGGGAGAAGGUUCUGCUCUUCUCACCCAGGCACUCUUUUUGCUGUUGAACAUGGGCCCUAUCUGCACUAUCCAUUUAAAGCAGGAUCAUCCCACAUUAACCAGUCAUGGCUUUCCCCAAAACAUCUUGGGCACUGUAGUUUAAGGGGGCCCAGUGGUGUUAGGAGACCCCCUCAGAGGGGUACUAUUCCCAGAGUUCCCUGGGAAGAGGGAUUGAUUGUUAAACCACUGGGGCAAUUGUAGCUCUGUGAGGGGAAUAGAGGUCUGUGAGCCACUCUCAAUCUACAGUUCCCAGGAUGCUCUGGGGGAAGGCGUGACUGUUUAAAGUAGUAUGGUACUGCUUUAAAUGUCAAGUGUGGAUGUGGCUGUACUCCCACAUUCCUUUGUGUCAUGGAGGCAAGUUUAUUUUGGCGCUCACUGCCUCUUUCAAGAUUCUUUGAAGCACGUUCCUCCUGACGAAACAGGCCUAGCCUGAUUCCUAGAUUUUUAUUUUCAUAAAAAUUAACUGCCAGUCAAUUAAAAGCCGUGUUGUCUUAAUGACAUGAGCAAAUCAUGUUGUCCUUUGCAUUCAAUAAAUCCUUUUCAUACGCAUUUCAUUUUAAAUA
Molecule: messenger RNA, 2455 nt
Organism: Rhineura floridana
Lineage: Eukaryota; Metazoa; Chordata; Lepidosauria; Squamata; Rhineuridae
Gene: LYSMD4
Product: LysM domain containing 4
Exons: 4
Coding region: 671-1528 (285 amino acids)
Source: RefSeq, a predicted model, not a curated record